Phyllostomus hastatus (greater spear-nosed bat) is the source of this 3383-nucleotide messenger RNA. It is a transcript of the gene MIB2, whose product is annotated as MIB E3 ubiquitin protein ligase 2. Lineage: Eukaryota; Metazoa; Chordata; Mammalia; Chiroptera; Phyllostomidae. Gene Ontology annotation, biological process: protein ubiquitination. Bases 52 to 3300 code for a protein of 1082 amino acids. Gene Ontology annotation, molecular function: zinc ion binding; ubiquitin-protein transferase activity; protein binding. The transcript has 19 exons. Gene Ontology annotation, cellular component: cytoplasm. The record is from RefSeq and is a predicted model, not a curated record.
GUGCGGUCGGGUGCCCCCGACAGGGUGGGUCCGCACUGGGCCCGGGCCCUCAUGCGUGCGGCUGCCUGGGAAGAGGCCGCUCCGGCAGCUGCGGUUCCAGGUGCAUCUGGGCGGGAGGACGGCACAGGUGGGCCUGGCAGACGUCUGCAGCCUGGAGAGGGACAGCACAGGGCUCGGGUCCUGAGGGGCAGGGACGGCACGCUGCUGCCACGGGCCCCUCUAGGCCAGGCCGCUCUGCCGGAGCCAGACACGCGUGACCCUGCUGGCGGGGAGGCACCAAGCAGGACUCCGAGGCCACAGGGGCGUCUGCACUGUGCGCUGGGAGACUGCGCGCCGGUCCCGCCCGGUGUCCCGGCCCCUGCGGUCUCUGUGGGCCUCAGCCAGCAGCCUCUGAGCCUCUGGCCGCCCACCCCACCCCCCCGCCUCAGCUGUGUUGCCCGGGAGCCACGCCCACUGAUUCUUAAACGCCCACGACUGGACCUACCAGUGGGCCCUUGCCGAGGGGGCCCCCCGCCAGGUCCCCGAGCAGCGCCGCCUACCAUGGACCCAGACCCCCAGGCGGGCGUUCAGGUGGGCAUGCGCGUGGUGCGCGGCGUGGACUGGAAGUGGGGCCAGCAGGACGGCGGAGAGGGCGGCGUGGGCACGGUGGUGGAGCUCGGCCGCCACGGCAGCCCCUCGACCCCUGACCGCACGGUGGUCGUGCAGUGGGACCACGGCACCCGCACCAACUACCGCGCGGGCUACCAGGGCGCGCACGACCUGCUGCUCUACGACAACGCCCAAAUCGGCGUGCGGCACCCCAACAUCAUCUGCGAUUGCUGCAAGAAGCAUGGGCUGCGGGGCAUGCGCUGGAAGUGCCGCGUCUGCGCCGACUACGACCUGUGCACGCAGUGCUACCUGAGCAACAAGCAUGACCUCACGCACGCCUUCGAGCGCUACGAGACGGCCCACUCGCGCCCGGUCACGCUGAGUCCCCGCCAGGGCCUCCCCAGGACCCCACUGCGGGGCAUCUUCCAGGGGGCGAAGGUGGUGCGGGGCCCCGACUGGGAGUGGGGCUCGCAGGACGGAGGGGAAGGGAAGCCAGGCCGAGUGGUGGACAUUCGUGGCUGGGAUGUGGAGACGGGCCGGAGUGUGGCCAGCGUGACGUGGGCUGACGGCACCACCAACGUCUACCGCGUGGGUCACAAGGGCAAGGUGGACCUCAAGUGUGUGGGCGAGGCAGCCGGCGGCUUCUACUACAAGGAGCACCUCCCAAGGCUCGGCAAGCCGGCGGAGCUGCAGCGCAGGGUGAGUGUGGACGGCCAGCCCUUCCAGCACGGGGACAAGGUGCCGUGCCUGCUGGACACAGACAUCCUGAGGGAGCUGCAGGAAGGCCUCAGCGGGCGGAGCCCCAGGAUGGCCGAGCACAACUCCUUCCGGGCGGGCGACGUGGUGCGGGUCAUCGACGGCCUCGACACGGUGAAGCAACUGCAGGCCGGCCACAGCGAGUGGACGGAAGACAUGGCGCACGCCCUGGGCCGCGUGGGGAAGGUGGUGAAGGUGUUCGGAGACGGGAACCUGCGCGUGGCGGUCGGCGCUCAGCUGUGGACCUUCAGCCCCUCCUGCCUGGUGGCCUACCGGCCCGAGGGCGACUGCAACCUGGACGUGGCCGAGCGCACCCGGGAGCACAAAAGCUCCCUGAGCGCCGCCCUGGACAAGCUGCGCGCCCAGAAGAGCGACCCGGAGCGCCCGGGGAGGCUGGUGGCGGAGGUGGCCCUGGGCAGCCGGGCCCGGGCCCUGGACCUGCUUCGGAGGCACCCUGAGCAGGUGGACACCAAGAACCAGGGCAGGACCGCCCUGCAGGUGGCUGCCUACCUGGGCCAGGUGGAGCUGGUGCGUCUGCUGCUGCAGGCCCGGGCGGCCGCGGACCUGCCGGACGAGGAGGGCAGCACGGCUCUGCACUACGCGGCGCUGGGGAACCAGCCCGAGGCCGCCCGAGUGCUCCUGACCGCGGGGUGCCGCCCCAACGCCCUCAACGGCGCCCGGACCACCGCGCUGCACGUGGCCGUGCAGAGGGGCUUCCUGGAGGUGGUGAAGGUCCUGUGCGAGCUGGGCUGCGACGUGAACCUGCCCGACGCCCAAGGGAACACGCCGCUGCACUGCGCCAUCUCCGCGGGUGCUGGUGCCCGGGGCAUCGUGGAGCUCCUCACCCAGGUGCCAGGCAUCAACCUCACCGCCACCAACAGCCAGGGCUUCACCUUGCUGCACCAUGCGUCCCUCAAGGGCCACACGCUGGCCGUCAGGAGGAUUCUGGCCGGGGCGCGGCAGCUGGUGGACGCCAAGAAGGACGACGGCUUCACAGCGUUGCACCUGGCCGCCCUCAACAACCACCGGGAGGUGGCACAGAUUCUUAUCCAAGAGGGCCGCUGUGACGUGAGCGCCCAGAACCGCAAGCUGCAGUCCCCGCUGCACCUGGCCGUGCAGCGGGCCCACGUGGGGCUGGUGCCACUGCUGGUGGACGCCGGCUGCAGCGUCAACGCCGAGGACGAGGACGGGGACACGGCCCUGCACGUGGCACUGCAGCGUCACCACCUGUCGCCCCUGGUGGCUGAUGGGGCCGGGGGGGACCCGGGGCCUUUGCAGAUUCUGUCCAGGCUGCAGGCCUCGGGGCUCCCCGCCAGCGUGGAGCUGACGGUGGGCGUGGCAGUCGCCUGCUUCCUGGCGCUGGAGGGCGCGGAUGUGAACUACACCAAUCACCGCGGCCGGAGCCCGCUGGACUUGGCCGCCGAGGGCCGCGUGCUCAAGGCCCUGCAGAGCUGCGCUCAGCGCUUCCGGGAGCGGCAGGCGGGCGGGGGCCCGCCUCCGGGCCCCAGGCUGGUGCUCAGCAUCCCUAACACGGUGACGAACCUGCAUGUGGCGGCGCCGUCGGGGCCCGAGGCGGCAGAGUGCCUGGUGUGCUCGGAGCUGGCGCUGCUGGUGCUGUUCUUGCCGUGCCAGCACCGUACGGUGUGCGAGGAGUGCGCGCGCAGGAUGAAGAAGUGCAUCAGGUGCCAGGUGGUCAUCAGCAAGAAGCUGCGACCCGACGGCACGGAGGUGGCCAGCGCGGUCCCCGCGCCCGGCCCGCCGAGGCAGCUGGUGGAGGAGCUGCAGAGCCGCUACCGGCAGAUGGAGGAGCGCAUCACCUGCCCCAUCUGCAUCGACAGCCACAUCCGCCUCGUGUUCCAGUGCGGCCACGGCGCCUGCGCGCCCUGCGGCGCGGCGCUCAGCGCCUGCCCCAUCUGCCGCCAGCCCAUCCGCGACCGCAUCCAGAUCUUCGUCUAGCCGCGCCCCUCGCUCUCCGCAGCCACGUUCGCGUCACCCUCCGGAGCCCCACCCCCCGUGUUUUAUAAAAAGAUUCACGCACU